This is a messenger RNA of Beauveria bassiana ARSEF 2860, 1212 nucleotides long. RefSeq names its product folate transporter/carrier (mitochondrial). The coding region runs from base 1 to 1212 and encodes 403 amino acids. Gene Ontology annotation, molecular function: pyrimidine nucleotide transmembrane transporter activity. The record is from RefSeq and is a predicted model, not a curated record. Gene Ontology annotation, biological process: pyrimidine nucleotide import into mitochondrion. Gene Ontology annotation, cellular component: mitochondrion. Lineage: Eukaryota; Fungi; Ascomycota; Sordariomycetes; Hypocreales; Cordycipitaceae. The transcript is spliced from 2 exons.
AUGUCUCACGAACAGCAGCCGCGACCCCGGCCCCUCCCGACCGCAGAGCAUGCGGCAUCCCCAUACACCUCCGCACAGCCCAUCAUGAGCCGACAACAGGCCGAGGGGCUCUCCCCACUACAAAGGUGGGCGGCUAGAGCUUCGGAGUCGCAGUUUAACGCUAUCGCAGGCGCGCUCGGCGGUUUUACUUCGGGCGUGGUUACUUGCCCGCUCGACGUUAUCAAGACGAAGCUUCAGGCGCAGGCCGCCGUCAAGGCCGGACACUCGCGCAUGUAUAAUGGCCUGGUUGGCACGGCAAGCGUGAUUUGGCGGGAAGAGGGUCUUCGUGGAAUGUAUCGCGGGCUGGGUCCGAUUGUCCUCGGCUAUCUCCCGACCUGGGCAGUUUGGUUCACAGUAUACAACAAGUCCAAGGUCUAUUUAGCCGAUUAUCAUCACAAUGUUCAUCUCAUAAACUUCUGGUCCUCAAUCAUCGCAGGAGCCAGCAGCACCGUUGCUACCAAUCCGAUCUGGGUCAUCAAGACGCGACUUAUGUCGCAGAGCAACCCCAACGCCCCCCGCAACGACCACCCGAGGCCCGGCAACACGCCAACCGCGCGGCCAACGCUUCAAACCCCUUGGCACUACCGUUCAACGCUUGAUGCCGCCCGUAAAAUGUAUAGCUCCGAAGGCUUGCUUUCCUUUUACUCGGGCUUGACGCCUGCCCUUCUCGGCCUGACCCAUGUGGCAGUGCAAUUCCCAACAUACGAAUUUCUCAAGACCAAGUUUACCGGCCAGGGUAUGGGCGAGGCGGAGGCUCCUGGUGCGGAGGCACACUGGUCCGGCAUAUUGUCCGCAUCCAUCUUGUCCAAAAUACUAGCCAGCAGCGCGACCUACCCGCACGAGGUAAUCCGAACAAGACUGCAGACGCAACGACGGCCGGUAGCAGGCGAGCAGUACUUGCAAGGUCUAGGCGUUACUGCACCAGGCGCCUCAGGACAAGUCAACGCCAACUCGAACUAUACGCCAAAAUACAGGGGCAUUAUCAUGACCUUCCGCACCAUCCUACGGGAAGAAGGCUGGCGAGCAUUUUAUGCAGGUCUUGGAACGAACAUGAUGCGUGCGGUACCCGCGGCAACGGUAACGAUGCUUACCUAUGAGUUUGUCAUGCGUGAACUGCGACACGCUCGCGCACAAGGUCGCGCGGGCUUGGGGCUCUCACCCGAACACUUCUAA